Messenger RNA from Glycine soja, 1540 nucleotides. Its product is annotated as D-amino-acid transaminase, chloroplastic-like. NCBI's taxonomy places the organism in Eukaryota, Viridiplantae, Streptophyta, Magnoliopsida, Fabales, Fabaceae. The transcript is spliced from 5 exons. Gene Ontology annotation, biological process: carboxylic acid metabolic process. Gene Ontology annotation, molecular function: catalytic activity. The coding region runs from base 225 to 1256 and encodes 343 amino acids. The record is from RefSeq and is a predicted model, not a curated record.
UACUUCACUGGAACAAGUGAAGAAGCAAACACAACAAAGUUCAAUCGUCUCAAACAAAAAGAACAAGAAAACAAACACACAAACAGACAAACAAUAAUUUAAAUUGUUCUCUGGUGUUCUUGCUAUUAAUUAAUAGUAAUUUCCACUGCUCCAGUUCCAAAUAUAUAUACUUACUAGUUUCCUACACACUCCUUAAUUACUAUUUUUCACUUUCUCCUUUCAAUAUGAGGAACCCCACUCACAAGUCCCCUGAGGUUGAAAAUGAUGGUGAUUUUAAAGUUCAUCUGUUCUCUUCAUCAUCCGAGUUGCUUGAAAAGCUUCAUGAAAAAUGGAGUUCAGUGGAGAAACCACCAUACCCAGCUAUGUAUUCUAGUAUUUAUGGAGGUAUCAUACUUGAUCCAGCAAUGAUGGUAAUCCCCAUUGAUGAUCACAUGGUUCACAGAGGGCAUGGUGUGUUUGAUACAGCUAUUGUUCUAGAUGGAUACCUCUAUGAGUUGGAUGUUCACCUUGACAGAUUCCUAAGUUCAGCCUCCAAAGCAAAGAUAUCCUCUCCCUUUUCUCGAUCAGUGCUUCACAGCAUUCUAAUACAACUAACUGCAGCAUCAAAAUGCAAGAAGGGAACUCUAAGAUACUGGCUCAGUGCAGGUCCUGGAGAUUUCUUGCUAUCAUCAGCAGGAUGUCCAACAUCUGCAUUCUAUGCAGUAGUCAUUGACCAAGAUAUUUCCCAAUGCAAAGAGGGAGUUAAAGUGAUUACUUCCAACAUACCAAUGAAGCCUUCUCUAUUUGCCACAGCCAAAAAUGUGAACUAUCUUCCAAAUGUCCUUUCAGUAAUGGAAGCUGAAGAGAAAGGAGCAUCUUCUUCUAUAUGGGUUGAUGAGGAAGGUUAUAUUGCUGAAGGUCCAAAUGUGAAUGUUGCUUUCAUAACUCAAGACAAGGAACUUGUCAUGCCUCCUUUUGAUAACAUCUUACAUGGUUGCACUGCAAAAAGGCUCCUUGAACUGGCACCCAAGUUGGUUGAUCAAGGGCUUCUGAAAGGUGUAGCAACUAAAAAACUAACUGUGGAGGAAGCUAAAGCUGCUGCUGAAAUGAUGUAUGUAGGAAGCACGCUUCCUCUGUUGCCUAUCAUCGUCUGGGAUGAUCAACCCAUUGGCAACGGAAGGGUGGGAGAAUUAACAAUGUUACUUUCGGAUAUGCUUUGGGAUGAUAUGGUAGCUGGCCCUGGCACACAGAGGAUACCUGUUCCUUAUGUUGAGUAAACCUACAAAGUCAUCAAAUUACAGGCUGGGAACAACUUUCUUACUUUUCUAUGUCAUGUUCCUAGGAGUUCUCCUUGCAAAGAUUUAUCAAGAGGUUUCUCUUUGUAUUUGCUUUUUGUAUUUCAAGUGUGAACACUGAACAAGUCCUAAAGUGAAGCACCAGGUGUUUCCUGCAACGCAAAAUUUACGUAGCAGAUAAAUAGUCCUUGAACUGUUUCACGUUGUUGUAUUGAUAUAAUAAUAAUAAUGAAGACCCUUCAUGCUGCUUUGUGCCUGAACCAGAA